Messenger RNA from Epinephelus lanceolatus (giant grouper), 2169 nucleotides. It is a transcript of the gene pdia3, whose product is annotated as protein disulfide isomerase family A, member 3. NCBI's taxonomy places the organism in Eukaryota, Metazoa, Chordata, Actinopteri, Perciformes, Serranidae. Gene Ontology annotation, molecular function: protein disulfide isomerase activity. The record is from RefSeq and is a predicted model, not a curated record. Gene Ontology annotation, biological process: protein folding; response to endoplasmic reticulum stress. Gene Ontology annotation, cellular component: cell surface; endoplasmic reticulum.
CAUCUUCACCGCCUCUAUCCCUUUCUCUUUCUCUAUCGACUAGUCUGCAUUUGGCCUGUCCGAGGAGCUCGCAGCUUUGGCAUCCACGUCGCUGAAGAGCUUCAGAGGGGGCGAACUUUUCUUUCUCAAAACAAAAAGUGAAAUAGACUUUAAAGUCAGCGCGGUGUGCGAUGUUGAGGCUAAUCUUUUUGGCCGCUCUCACCGGCUUCACCUGGGCCAGUGAUGUGCUUGAAUACACGGACGAUGAUUUCGAAAGCAAGAUUGGAGACCAUGGGCUCGCCCUGGUGGAAUUUUUUGCCCCUUGGUGUGGCCACUGUAAACGGCUAGCACCUGAGUACGAGUUAGCCGCCACACGUCUGAAAGGCACCGUCCCUCUGGUCAAGGUUGACUGCACAUCCAACAGCAACAUCUGCAGCAAAUAUGGUGUCAAUGGCUACCCAACCCUGAAAAUCUUCAGGGAUGGAGAGGAAAGUGGUCCCUAUGAUGGUCCCAGAACUGCAGAUGGGAUUGUCAGUUUCCUUAAGAAGCAGGCUGGACCGGCUUCUGUGGAGCUCAAGGCAGACGCAGACUUGGCAGCAUACACAUCAGAUCAAGAUGCAAGUGUUGUGGGGUUCUUUGCUGAUGAUAAGAGCACAGCACAGGCAGAGUUCCUGAAGGCAGCCAGCGCCUUGAGGGACAACUACCGCUUUGCCCACACCAACUCCGAGGCUCUCCUCCAGAGCCACGGCAUUGACGGAGAGGGAAUCGUCCUGUUCCGCCCACCAAGACUCAACAACAAGUUCGAAGACAGCACCGUGAAAUACAGCGAGGACAAAUACACAAGCAACAAAAUCAAGAAGUUCAUCCAGGACAACAUCUUUGGAAUCUGCCCCCACAUGACGCAAGACAACCAGGAUCAGCUGAGGGGGAAGGACUUGCUGGUGGCAUAUUAUGAAGUUGAUUAUCACAGAAACCCCAAGGGCUCAAACUACUGGAGGAAUAGAGUGAUGAAGGUGGCCAAGAGUUUCCUGGAUCAGGGCAAGAAGCUGAACUUCGCCGUGGCCAGCAAGGGCGAGUUCAGGUCCGAUGUGUCAGAGUUCGGCCUGGAUGACAGGUCAUCAGACCUGCCUCUGGUGGCCAUCCGCACCAGCAAGGGAGACAAAUACGUCAUGACCGAGGAGUUCUCUGCAGAUGGAAAAGCUCUGGAGCGUUUCCUGCAGGAUUACUUUGACGGCAAGUUGAAGCGUUAUCUCAAAUCAGAGCCCAUCCCAGAGAACAACGACGGACCUGUCAAGGUCGUCGUGGCUGAGAACUUCGACUCCAUCGUCAACGAUGACAGCAAAGACGCGCUGAUUGAGUUCUACGCUCCAUGGUGCGGACACUGCAAGAGCCUGGAGCCCAAAUACAAUGAGCUGGGAGAGAAGCUUGCGGGUGAUCCCAACAUUGUCAUUGCCAAGAUGGACGCCACAGCAAACGAUGUGCCUUCUCCAUAUGAAGUCAGCGGUUUCCCCACACUGUACUUUGCCCCAGCUGGACGUAAGAUGAGCCCAAAGAAAUACGAGGGAGGUCGCGAGGUGAGCGACUUCAUCAACUACCUGAAGAGGGAGGCCACCAACCCCUUGGUGAUGCAGGAGGAGAGCAAGAAGAAGAAGAAGAAGAAGGACGACGACAAGACAGAGCUAUAAAAGCUCCAAACAGGAACUCAACAUCCCCGCCACAACAGGAAGAAGAAGAGGAAGAGGAGGAUUGGGGAAAUCCAUGCAAAGAAAGAACUAAAUUAUAUUCCACUCUCUUAGUGAACUACCGAAUGCUCUGAGGCCAAGUCGAAAAAAGACGCGGCCCUCCCUUUAGGUCCUCCGCUGCUCUGGGAAAACUGUGGAAGGUGGUGGCCAGGGUCUGCCCGAUGUCUAAAAACAAAAACAAAUUUUUAGGGAAGAGGGGACAGCUUUUGAAAAUUGAGAUUUUUAUUUCCCCUGGUCUGUCUACUACACCUCAGGCUGAUGCACUUUGGUUUGACACCAGUCUCCAGUCAUCUGUCGCUUUGGUUUUUGUUGUUGUCGUCGUCACAGGGGAUAAUGGUAAUGGUGAAUUCCUUUUUUUUGUUUUUGUUUUUUUUUUUGUUUUUGUAACACGUCUUUGUUUUUGUACAUUUGGAAGGAUUGUGAAAUAAAAAGGCCCACAAAACCAAAA